Colletotrichum higginsianum IMI 349063 is the source of this 1872-nucleotide messenger RNA. RefSeq names its product CAC1 protein. The record is from RefSeq and is a predicted model, not a curated record. Gene Ontology annotation, cellular component: nucleus; CAF-1 complex. NCBI's taxonomy places the organism in Eukaryota, Fungi, Ascomycota, Sordariomycetes, Glomerellales, Glomerellaceae. Bases 1 to 1872 code for a protein of 623 amino acids. Gene Ontology annotation, biological process: nucleosome assembly. The transcript is spliced from 2 exons.
AUGCCUCUGUUCGAGAUGUCGACAAACGUCCAGCGAGAGUCGGACAUGGGGGCCAACGUUCUGAAGAGAAGCCAUGAAGAGUUCUCGGGCGACGAGCUCACGAUCGACGAACGCGGUCUCGCCGUUGGCGUCAAACAGCAGGCUACCGAAGCUGCCGUCCAGCCCGUCAAAGGUUCCCUAACUGACGCCGCCACCAACACCCCCCCUCGCGGCUCGCCAUCCCCCAAUCUUACUCCCACCAAGACCCCAUCCUCCCCGAAGUUGACCACCGACGCCGGCUCUUCAUCAAACCCUCCUGCCCCAAAUCCCACGCCUUCCGCAAAUCAGUCGGCUAAACGAAAGCGCCGGACCGCUGCCGAAAAAGAUGCCGAGGAAAAAGAAAAGGCCCAGAAGAAGAAGGAGCGCGAAGAGAAGAAGGAGGCCAAGCAGGCCGAAAAGGCCAAGGCCGAUGCAGAGAAGCAGGCUAGGCUGGACGAGAAGCGUCGCAAGAAGGAGGAAGAAGAGCGAAAGGUCCAAGAGGAGAAGGAGAAGAAGGAGCGUGCUCAACCGAAGCUCAUGUCCUUCUUCAAGGCACCUUCUACUACGCCCAAAAAGGAUGCAGCAGCCACCCCCAAUAUCAAGACGGAGAGCCCGGCCAAACCGGCCGCCACAUCUACUAGUUCGGCAGCACCCACGGUCAAGAAGGAGGGAAAAUCUGAGUACGAGAAGCGGUUCAAACCGUUUUACAUCCACAGCACCGUCCGCUUGGCCAAGAACCCCUUCGAGAUGGACCAAGAGACGCACGAUGCCAAGACCAAAAUCUUGAGAGAGUACUUUGACGGCAAGCGUGUGCUGGCCUCAGUGGGCAAGUUCGAUCCCGUCGAGGUCUUCCAGUUCCCCAGCCGUCCAGCCUCACGAGGAAGAAUCCACCCGCCCGUUCGGUACACCAUAGAAAAGAUGCACAAACUCAAGCAAAAGAUCGAAGACUCGAGUGAGGAGGAUAAGAAGGCAAUCAUGAAGGAGGUCACUGACGCACUGAGACAAGUCCCCAUCAAGACCCUUCGCUUCUACCAGGACGUGCGUCCUCCUUACAGAGGCACCGUUACCCUUAAACCCUACCAAGCAGGCAAGACCAGCAUGCGACGACUCGCACGGAACCCGACACUACGCGACCAACUCCCCCUCAACUACGAACACGACUCAGAAGCCGAAUGGGAAAGUGAAGGCGAAGACGUUGACAUUGAAGACGACGAAGACGACGACCUCGACGACGGCGACGGCGACAUGGACGAAUUCCUCGAUGAUUCGGAAGACCACGGCCCCGCCCGGUUUGUCAGCGCCAACGGCCUCGAACCCGAGAGUACAGGACUCUGCUGGGAGGAUCAGAAACGCGCCGGUCCCAACCGCACCUUGUACGAACACAGGAUGGAGUUCAUUCUGGGUAAGCCCUAUCCCAUUUCUCGCUCUUACAGCCGCGUUAACACGUGCUUCAAAGAAUCCCUUGAUCAUCGGUCUGGAAUCGACCCGUUCUCCACCAAGUACUGGGAGCCCGAGUCGAAGCCGAAGUCUGUUGGCCGUCCUACCAAGGACAAGGCUGCCGCCGAGUCGUCGACGCCGUCUAAUGCCUUCAAGGCCAUCAGCGGUACCAAGGCUGGUGUACAGUCACUGCCGAAGAAGAUUAUGGAGAACAACAACCUCCAGGAGCUCAAGGAUGUCAUCAGGGCGAAUCCAAAGAUCGCCAAGGGUGGCCUGAUCGACCUCUCUUAUGUCGCGCUCGCCCAUGCCAAGAUCUCCCGUAAUGACAUCAAAGAGGCCAUUGCAGCUGUGGCUGAAAAGGUGGGAGGCAAGGGACAUUCUGCCUCUUGGACGAUCAAGCCAGGCUUCGAUGUUUGA